Rotaria sp. Silwood1 is the source of this 951-nucleotide messenger RNA. The record is from the annotation of a GenBank genome assembly. Lineage: Eukaryota; Metazoa; Rotifera; Eurotatoria; Philodinida; Philodinidae.
AUGAACAAUAAAACAGAUUGUGAACUUAUUCGAUGGUCUCAACAAGCUAUAAAAAUAAACAUACCUAUAUAUUAUAUAUGUAUUUUUGCCACAAUGAAUCAUAUUUUUUUCUGGAUUCAGUUUAUUGCAUAUCCAUCAGUUCGUCAACAUUCUAUGCAAUGGCUUUAUGCUUAUCUAAUAACUGAUUUUCUAUUACUUAUUCGAUUCUUUUUACUUUAUGCUUAUCGGUGGUUACCAGUAUGUCUACCUUAUCUUUUUCGUAUGAUCAUAUGUUAUAGCGAAGCUAUCUUUGAUAAUUAUUUGAAUUUAAUACAAAGUUAUAUUCUUUUAGCAUUAAAUAUCUGUCGUUAUUUACAAAUAGCUUAUAAUCAUAAUGUUUAUUCAUUAAAUCGUCGUUUGAUUAUUAUUGUUCAUUUUCUCAUUUAUAUUAUACCUCUAUUCAGUCAUAUUAUUAUAAUUAUAUGUGGAUGGUCUGUUCUUGAAAAUCCACCAGGUGAUGUAUGUGAUCUUCUACCUGUUACAUUGACUAUUCAACUUUUAUUUCUUCUAUUUUCUUAUUUUAUACCAGUUAUCUUGACAUUAAUCUUUCUUUUACUUAGUCUUAAUUAUAUUCAUAAUACUCAUGGUAUUCAAACACAAAUAAUUGUUGAUGCACGAUUAAAAUAUCAUCGACAAUUAGUUGUACAAUCUUGUGUAUUCUAUUCUUUAUGGUUAAUUUUAUGGUCACCUCAUCUAGUUGUAUUUCCAUUUGUUUAUAAAAGUAGUACAGUUGGAAUAAUCGCUCAAAUAUUAAAUUAUCUAAGUAUAGCAGUUGAUCCAAUUAUAAUAGCUGCACUUGACGUAAGCUUUUUACAUGCAUGGAAAUCGACUCGUGAUCGUUUGGAUAGAUAUAUAAGACGACGACCGUCAAUACCUGCUCCGAUAACAUUUCCGUUGAAUUCAUCAGAAUAA